GCUGCUGCUGCUGCUGCUGCUGCCGGCAACAAAACUGGCUUUAGCCUUGUUCGCUCUUAUCAACGGCCGAUACUCAGUCACAGUUGAGCAUUCGAGCUGGAAUGUCGCUGAGUGCGAAACCUGCCCGCAUUGGUCCAGUUUUCUGGCUACUGUGCUGCGGCCUUUCGUUAGGUCUGAGUCAGCUAUGCGAGACGCAAGGCUGGCGCAGCUUCGAGUGCCGCGAGCUGAGCAGCCUGAAGGAUCUCAAAAACGUUCGAGACUUUCCCACAGACAACUUGCACAGGCUGAGCAUCAGGAAUGAGCGCACGGAGCUGAGCAUGGGCAUGGCUGCCAGCACGCUAAGCCUCUCUGGCUUGCUGGACUUGGAUCUGUCACAUGUGCCGCAGCUGCAGCUGGAGCGACGCGGCUUCUCCUGGCUGCCGCAACUGGAGCAGCUGAAUAUCAGCGGCUGCCGCUUGGAGCAGCUGUUGGCCACGCACUUUGCAGCCAACUCGUCGCUGCAGCUGCUCGACGCCAGCCACAAUGAGCUGCCCGCUCUGACAAAGGACCUCUUUGACAAGCUACGCAAAUUGAUUUAUGCAAAUUUCUCAGACAAUGCGCUGCAGCAACUCGAGCUGCCCCACAUGCCGCUGCUGCAGCAGCUGCAGCUGAGCCACAAUCAAUUGACAAAUAUAAGCCUCGGUCUUUGUCCCCAGCUGCAGCAGCUCAGCCUGAACGACAAUCAGCUGAGCCAGCUUAAUGCAACAAGCUUCAGAGGAGUAGCCGGACUGUUGGAGCUGCAGCUGGCUGAGAAUGCUCUGAAGACCAUUGGCAGGGACACCUUUCAGCCCUUGGCUAAGCUGCGUGCCUUGAAUCUUUCGCACAAUGAGCUGGAUGCACUGCGUCCACAGGUCUUCGGCUCUGCUGGGGUUGCGCUGCAGCAACUCGAUUUAUCCGGCAACAACAUACGUCUGCUCUUUGACAACCAGUUCCGACAGCUGGACAGACUUCAGCUGCUGGACAUAUCGCACAAUAGCAUCGCCAGCCUGAGUGCUGGUCACUUUGCGGGUCUGCGCUCGUUGCGCAAGCUACAUUUGCAGUCCAACGAUAUCAUCGAGAUCAAGCCUGACACCUUUGCAGCGCUCGAGGAUCUGGACACACUCGACCUGUCGCACAACAAUAUUGAGUACCUGCACGAGCAGGUGUUCGGCAGUCGAACUCUGUCGCGUAUGCGUAAACUGAAUCUGAAUGCCAACAGUUUGAAGCGUUUGCAUGCGCUGGCCUUCUCCUCGCUGCCCUUUGUGGAGUAUCUGUCGCUGGGCAACAACGAACUCUCUAGCCUGGAUGUGCGCAUGUUUGCACCCAUGCGCCGUCUGCAGAAACUGCAUUUGGGAAACAACGAGCUCACCCAGAUUAGCUCUGUUGUGCUGGACAGCCUGAGCAGCGUUUCCGAUUUGCUCAUCGACAACAACAAGCUAACGUUUCUGCCGGAUCUGAAUGGCACGCUUACCAAUCUGAAGCGUGUGGCCAUCGAGGGCAAUCCUUGGCAGUGCGCCUGCUUCACACAGCUGGAACGUUGGCUGCUGUCCAAUCACGUGACCUAUCUGCGGGAGGGCACCGGCUUCUACGACGGCGAGAAACCCCUCUGCGUAGUCACAGCAUUUGAAUACUGUGUGCAGACGUUGCAGGAGGAUCGCCACCAAGACGUCGUGGAUGAGUUCGAGGAGCGACUGAAAGACGGACGCGCGUUAGACGUUAGAUCAGAUGAAGACUGAUAAGUGUGUGUAAUUA
Messenger RNA from Drosophila hydei, 1770 nucleotides. RefSeq names its product insulin-like growth factor-binding protein complex acid labile subunit. NCBI's taxonomy places the organism in Eukaryota, Metazoa, Arthropoda, Insecta, Diptera, Drosophilidae. Gene Ontology annotation, molecular function: protein binding. The record is from RefSeq and is a predicted model, not a curated record. The coding region runs from base 102 to 1754 and encodes 550 amino acids. The transcript is spliced from 3 exons.